UGUUGGUCUUGCAAUAUGAGACAUGUAUUGCACAUGUCAAUAGCAAAUAUCUCUAUCUCUUGUCAUCUCAUGAUAUUUUCCAUGCAUGUGGAAAUGACAUAUGAUGAUGGCAGUCUUAGAAGUUUAAUCUCACUAUUCCUUAUUCCAUAUUGAGUUGUUUGGAAGGGCAUCCAACAUAACAUUGCUGAUAAUGUUUUUUUCACUGAAUUGGAAGUUUAAAAUGUAAACUAGUUUUUAUAAAAUUAGUCAGCACUAUAAAUUUAAUGCCACCAGCUCAAUUAGUUUUGAUUAAGGUGCUAAAGAUAUCCAAGGGCAACCAAUAGUUUCUUAUCGUUAAACUUCCAAUAUCCAAGGGCAACCAAUAGUUUCUUUUUUCAGUAAAUACAAAUAUACAAUAUCGAGUUUCAUUCCAACUUUUAUGAAGGAAACACUUCAAAAAAAUUUCAUUUUUAUUGUGUGAAGGUUAUGGAUAUAAAACGUUUGAACAACAUGAUUAGUGACCAUGGAAUAUACUCAAGGGAGAGGUUACUCAUUCCCAUUAGCAAUCGUGAUGUGCUGAUUGAUGGCACAUGCUAUGUGGAGCUGGAUUCCUAUGCAAAAAGGGAAGUGGCAGUGCUGUAUCUUGAGGGAGGCCCUAUUGGAAAGCCUAAAUGCCUGUCGAGAGAGUUCGCUGCAUCUGGACAUGGUGAAAGAAUGGUGAUUGACUCCCUGAGGAGGAGCAUGCAAGUUGAUGAUGGGACUGCUCAGUACUACUUGGCAGUGUCCAAUGGCGAUCCGCGAACAGCCAUUGCACAAUUUUCAGAUGAUCUAAGGUGGGAAAGGCGGGUUGGCCUGGCUUGAUUUUGGCAUCAACUAGCUGUGUUGUUUCAGAUAUGCAAUAUCAUCCUCAUUUGAAGUAAAUCUGGAAGAAUCCCAUGGAGGCCGAAUUUCUGAUUCAAUCAAAACACCAGAGCAGUAAAGUCCUUUAUGCCAUUCUUGUCUCUCCUGACUUCCCUAGGGCUGAUAUUGUACUUUCAAAUAUAAUGUAUUUCAAUUCUGUGUAUUGUCUAUUGUCUAAUGUUUGACAUGUCUGAACUGAAAUGCAGAUUGAAGCUCAUAAUAUGUAAUUAAGUAAGUUGAAUAGAAAAUGACUCACAUCAAAUAUCGUAAGCUGAAUCAAGAACACUAUACAGG
Molecule: messenger RNA, 1173 nt
Organism: Cuscuta campestris
Lineage: Eukaryota; Viridiplantae; Streptophyta; Magnoliopsida; Solanales; Convolvulaceae
Source: the annotation of a GenBank genome assembly